This is a messenger RNA of Lodderomyces beijingensis, 12642 nucleotides long. The record is from the annotation of a GenBank genome assembly. Lineage: Eukaryota; Fungi; Ascomycota; Pichiomycetes; Serinales; Debaryomycetaceae.
AUGGACUACGAGUCCUGCCUUGCGAGUGUUUCGGACUUGGCGAGGUCAUUUUUUGGCAAAGACAUUACCAUCGUGGAAAAUGAAUCGGUGAUGGCGGAGUUUGUGGCAAGCUCGAACGCCGCGUCUAUAUUUCUUACCAAGGAAGACAACAACGACAACGACAAUAACAACAACAAGAAGAACACAAGGGUCAUAAUCCAUCGGGAUACAACCACUUUGAAGACUGAUCUGCCGAGAGCCAGUCAUCUCGUGGUCAUCAGCAAACUGAGCAGCCAGCUCCAGAAGGGAGUGCUGCUAAUGGCGCAAGUGAAUAUAAUCACUUUACCUUUGCAUACGGGUGGUGGUGAAAGUAGUGGUAGUGGUGGCCACAAUGCACCCAGUUACGAACGAUUGAGGUCUACACUCGGCAAUGGGCUCCUACCGUACUAUGACAUUAUCUCGGAGGGGAGGCUGGCGUCUUCAAUGACGCGAAAAAAGUUUGCAGAGUUGACUGCUUCCUUGCAGCACUCCAUUUCCCACAUUCAAGCGCCAGACUUGUUACUGAGCGCUCAUGCCAAGAUCAAAAGGGCCGUAGUCCAAGGGGAAUCAAUCACGGAGUUGUUGGCUGACUCUGACUUCCUCAACGAGCUAACAACCAUCACAAACGAGUGGGUCAGGCAAAUCCAAGCCGUCACUCAAGCUGAUCAUAGACCUGGGGACGGCAAUUCCAUGAUUGAAGAAGUCCGAUUCUGGUCUCAAAUGGAAAAUGCCCUCAUUUCGCUCCAGAAGCAGAUCCAGUCACCUGAAAUCAAAUUGACAAUGGAAAUCUUGAGCAGGGCCAGGAGAUUUCAUGUCACCAUUAGCUUUGAAAACGAUACGGGCAUCAGUGAAAUGACAAAGAAAGCUGCCUCUUUAAACUCUUUCCUCCGAGAGCUUCCCAUAAAUGAACUUUUGGCUAUAAAUGAUGACCCGCAGUUGCAAAAUUUUCAACAAGUGGUAACGCAACUUUUCUCCCAUUUAAAGCAAAAGUUGACUUUUCUAACGCCAGAAAGAGCAAAAGAGGCCAUUGAACUAUUAUUGAAGGAAAUCAUCGACAAGUUUCGAGUGCUAGCCUCAGCCACCAGUGUUAUGUCGAUCCCAUUGCAUGUGCUUUCACGUACAGUGCAUGAGUAUCAAAAGAUCUUGAGCAACAUCGAGGAUAAUCUCAAAUUUCUUUCAAACAUAUUAAGGGAACUAGCACGUAAGUCAAAAGACAAGCAUAAAUUGGUUUCGCUCAAGCAAAGAAAUCUAGAUCACUUGCGAAAUUUGCUCGACAAUUUGCUCACUUUUCGCAAUAGACACGAGGCUCUUUUAUCGUACUUGAAAAUCACAUUCUCCAAAGAUGAAUCGUCCCUGAAUGCGUCAAAAUUGACCGAGGCGUACAAUAAACACAUACUUUCGUUAAAUCCCGUGAAUCCUGCACGCGAAGCCGAAAUUCUUUGGACAGUGAAUGAGAGGACUUAUAUGGAAACCUUCAAUGUUGUGUAUGGAUCAUGGGCGACCAAAAUGAAUCUAUUCUUAGAGCAAGCGACGCUGUUUAUUGAUUACUUGAAAGUCUUUCGCCAGUUUAAAGUUGCAAGCGAGGGCUUAGGCGAAAACAAAAAUAAAGACAAGGACAAGGACAGAGACAAAGGCGAAAGCGAAAGCAAUGGGGUACUCUCAGGCAAUUUGCCAAUCCCAAUCAACGACUCACAGAAAUUGUCAAUCCUUGGGAGUGCCUUACGAGAAAUUCAAGCUCUCAAAGUUACAGCUAGUGAGAGCGAUGGCGACACGUUGACGCAGGUUGUAAAUAGUAAAAGUCUUGCGUCUAGAGUCGGAUACUACAGGACCAAUCUAGAAUUCAUGAUUGGACCCGAUUGGAUGAAAUACUCGGUGGGUCCGCGCAUUGAAGCAUUGUCUAAAAGCAUUUUGGCAUCAAGAAACCCCGACGAAUUGUUUCAAGUCAUGAUGGAUAAAGAUUUACAAGCGGCAAAUAAAAUUUUUCAAGAAACGGAAACCGUUGUGGAAAUUAGGGACGUUUUGGGCAAUUACCAAAUCGUUUUAAAUUCUGAUUUGAAGUCGCUUCAGUCGUGGCAUAAAUUGAAUCUAAUCAAACACUCGGGCCCCGCGACGAUGCCGCAUUCUGUGCUUGUUGAGUCGCACAAGAUAUGCCGGAUUUUGCCCUUGGCCGUGGAGAUUUCCGAUCAAUUGUACGCCAUAAAGUCUAUCUUUGAAAGCGCAUUUCUGGAAGGUCCGAAAAGCGAAUAUUGCCGUUUGUUUUCAACUAAAUUGAUCCACCAAUUGACCGGUUUAGUUGGUAAUUUGACAUUGGUAAAAUGGGCUCAUUUGUCGCGAGCGGUAAACUUUCUCAAACUGCAUGAUGACUCCUUGAUCCAUAGCGACGCACUCGUGGAAAUGAAGUCGUUGAGAUGCGUUAAAGAAAUUCGAGCGAUUUUGGAUUCGAUUUAUUUCCAAAAUUCAAAAGUAACAAACAUUUUACAUUUUUUGGAGCAACGGAUUCACGAUUUGAAAACUGCCAAGUUUGAUAAAGAAGUGUUUGCACUGGUUUUGAACCAAACUCAGGAAAGGCUUUUGGACCUUUUUGACGAAGGUGAAUGGACGGAGAUGAUUAUCAAAAUUGCCAACAACGAAAUUGUACAGGCGUUGAGUACUCGAUUGAAAGGGCAGUUGUCUGUUUAUCUUGGACUAACUUUGCGAGACCAUGACCAGCAGUUGGAUAUGAAAGAAAUUGAAGGAUAUAUCCAAGAGUUUUCCAUAUCUCAACACCAACUAACAUUCGAGGACGAAGCUUUGAUAUGUUCUCCCUCGUUGACUGAAGGACAAUACUCGGCUUUUGCAUUCGUGAAAAGUUUGAUCGAAGUUGUGCUCGAGCAGAAGCUACUAGGCGCUGAUUCGGCAAACUCCCAUGUCCAUGCCCCAGAGGCAACUCUGUUUGAGAAAAUGGUGGUUUGCGUUCCCGACACUCAGGCGACCAUAAACAGCGUUUUCAUUCACAUUACCAACCUCUUUCGAGAAGGGGAAGAAUAUUUGGCCAAAUGGAGGGUGUUGGUAAACUUGUGCAGUUUGAAUUUUGACGACGCGGCAGAGUUGGAUUCGUUGCUUGAUCCCAGUAAGGACAUUUUUCGCUGGUUUGAAACUGUGCGAGAUAUUUACGACUAUGGGUCGCUCGUGGACGACUCAGAAUCAAAGCAAUUUAAUGGUCUUUUCGCAAUCAACUCCAGUCGAAUCCUGAGUAAGAUGUCGAUCUCUUUUGAUAAGUUUUCGAAAAAUUUGCUCAGCCAUUUUGCCCACAGGCUCAAAGUUUUGGUUCGCUCGGUUGAGCAAGAGUUGGCAACUUCGAGACAAAGUUUGCUUAGUGCUUUUAAACUCGAUGUGGAUGCUCCUAAACUCAUUGCUGAUGUUGGCGAAAUAAUAACACUGCGCUUGAACUUUGACCAUUGGGGGAAACUAGUUGACGGGUUCAAAGAGAUUCAGCUUUUCCUUCGCAAAAAGAGAUUCAACUUCCAUACUGAUUGGUUGUUUACUGAGCAAUUGGAGAACCACUUGUGUCUGAUCUCGGCCCUUCUUGAAACAAAAGAGUUGCUUUUCAAAGAAAACUUGGAAUUUCUCGCAACGAAAACCAAGGGAGAAAUAGACAAGACAAUGCAGUCAAUUCAAGCUCUUGGCAAGGACUGGGAAGCAAAUAAACCAAUUUCAGGAACAUUGACGCCCGCGUACGCAAUAAGCCAACUCAAUGAAUACCAGCUGCGCAAUGACAAUUUGAGGUCGUAUCUCGCCACAAUGAAAAGCAUAUCGGUCUAUUUUGGCUUUGAUGCAUUUAAAGAGCAUCUGGAACCUGUCUCGCUAUCAGAUCAGGUAGACGCCUUGAAAAAAGUGUGGUCUCAGAUACAUGUCCUUUGGGAAGAAGUAGAGGCGUUGAAAUUGAUACCUUUGGCCAAUCUAGACUCGCAUGCUUUGCGUCAGAGACUCGAUAGUCUUCUGGCUUUUGCUAGAGACCUCCCGGCUAACGUGCGACAAUACUCAGCGGUUGAAGAAAUAAAAAUACAGGUCAAGACCUUUUUGAAAGCUCAGCCCAAGCUAGUUGAAUUAAACUCUGCCGUGAUGAAGCCGAGACAUUGGGAGAAAUUACUCAAUCAACUCGGUUCGCUGUUGAAACCGAGCAACUUGACUGUUGGUGAUAUUUGGAGUUUAAACUUGGCUUCCAAUUUCCAAAGCCAAAUUGUGGAAGAUAUUUUAGAACAGGCUCGUGAUGAGCGAGCUAUUGAGGAAAGCGUGCAAAAGAUACGAGAGUCAUGGGAGCACGCUGCACUUGAGCUAUUCAACUAUGAAAACAAGUGCCGGCUUGUGAAAAACUGGGACGCGAUACUCGACCAUUGUGAGCAGGACUUGAAUUCUCUCACUUUGAUGAAAAAGUCGCCACACCAUGCUCCAUUUGAGAAAGAGAUUUGGGAUCUCGACACCAAGAUAGCUGCGUUGUUUUCCAUAUGCAACGUUUGGAUCGAUGUUCAGCGGGAGUGGAUCGAGUUGGAUGGAAUCUUUGGCAACAACGACAAAAGCGACGUUAAAACCAUCCUCCCCGCUGAGCAUGCCCGGUUCCAAAACCUCACUUUUGAGUUUCUCGCGCUAGUGAAACGGGUUUAUAAAUUUGACCAAGUUAUUGAUAUCAUUUUGAUCCUGGACCUGCACAGGGUGAUGCUGAAAUUUUUGGACACUUUAACCAAAAUACAGAAAUCGUUAGCUGAAUACUUGGAGUCCCAAAGGAACAUUUACCCGCGAUUUUUCUUUCUUGGGAAUGACGACUUGUUGGAAUUAAUUGGCACUUCUAAUGACAUGUCGAGAAUCAACAAGCAUUUGAAAAAAAUGUUUGGCGGGGUCGAGCUGGUGAUCUACAAUCAAAAAGAAAAUGCAAUUGUUGCUGUAGCUAGCGGCGACGAAAAAUUGUCUUUAGUUACCCCGGUUCAAUUGGACAAGUUUACUUAUUUGCACGAGUGGUUGAGCGAGUUGGAAGAUCAAGUUCGCUUGUCCCUAGCUCAGUUGCUAGGUGAAUAUAUUGGAAGCUGGGAAACGAUUCUUAAGGAUGAACAAGCAGACGUGGCGCCCCUUGUCAACAAGCUCCCCGGCCAGAUUCUCAUCUUAUUGAUGCAAGUUCUGUUUACAAACUUGGUGGAGGAAGCGGAGAAGAAGGAGAAAUAUGCCGAGGAUAUGCCCCUAAUGAACAGCACCAAACUGGACCCCUCUCGCCUCGGAGACGUGCUUGAAACGAUGCUCAAGCGGAUCAUUAGACUAUCGCGAACUUCACCAGGUUUCUUGACGCAGCGCAAGCUUCGUAAUCUAAGCAUUGAAAUAUUACACCAGCAGAAAAUCCUCACGGUGGUGCAGUCGGCACCAACAGUUUUGGAACGCGUUUCAAGGUGGACAAUGUAUCAAAGAUUCUAUUUUAAAACAAACCACCCGAGUUCUGAUGGUCGACCACGCCUUGUUGUGAAACAAGCAUUUACCGAAUUUGAAUACGGCUUUGAGUACAUUGGUAAUCCUGAAAAAUUAGCUUACACACCGCUUAUCGAUGAGUGCUUUGUCGCGAUGACCCAAGCCUUGUCAAUGAAUCAAGGCGGCUCCUCAUUUGGACCCGCGGGUACGGGCAAAACAGAGUCUGUGAAAGCAUUGGGUCAAAACUUGGGCAAAAUGGUGAUUGUCUUUUGUUGUGACGAACGAUUCGACUUUCAGUCCAUCAGCAGGAUUCUUUCGGGUCUUUGUCGAGUGGGCGCCUGGGCCUGCUUUGACGAGUUUAAUCGACUCGAGGAGCAUAAUUUGAGUGCAGUUUCGUCCUUGAUUACAUCAAUCCAAGUGAAUUUGCGAAACCGCGACCAAACUGUUAGCCUUUCCGGGCUCGAAUCAGCACUACACCCGGAAACAGCACUAUUUGUCACCAUGAAUCCUGGGUAUAGUGGUCGGUCUCAGCUUCCAGAAAAUUUAAAAAAACUCUUUAGAGGCUUUUCGAUGUUCAAGCCAGAUAGCCAAAUAAUUGCACAAGUGUUACUUACAUCCGAAACGUUUGAAUCUGCAAGCGAGCUAUCCGAGGUAAUUGUUCAAGUAUUUAAUGAGUUGCAGGCGAAGGCCUCCAAACAAAAGCAUUACGAUUUUGGGCUACGUGCCAUCAAAAGUGCUGUUAAUCGAUGCGGCCAGAUUCUUCAAGCCCAGAUUGCCAAUGGCAAGCAUUCGGAAAAGAGUAUGCUGGAGAUGGGUAUAGCUGUACGUUGUUUGGACGACUUGAUCGUUCCCAGAUUGACGAUGGAGGAUAGAGUAAUCUACGACGAGGUGAAAAAGAAGUACUGUAUUUCACAUUCUUGGGAUUCAGAUGAGGGCGAGGAUAAGUUGAUUCUUGAGCUUAGGAGGUAUUGUGAAAAGCAUGAGCUUGUUGCCGAAGAAGAAUUCAUCAAGAAAGCCUUGCAGCUAUCCAAAAUUCAAAUAGCUCACCACGGGAUCAUCAUGGUUGGGGAGUCAGGGUGCGGGAAAUCCACGAUUCUCAAGAUGGUUUUAGAGGCUCUCAGCAAAGUGGAGGAAAUUGAGCACUACUCCAUCAAUAUCAACCCAAAGGGCCUUUCCAAGAACCAUUUGUACGGUCGAUUCGAUAAAGUUACAAAGCAAUGGACCGAUGGUCUUUUCACCAGCAUUUUGCGCAGGAUCGAGGAGAAUCUGCGCGGGGAGAUGCACAAGCGAAUCUGGAUUGUAUUUGACGGCGACAUUGACCCUGUCUGGGUGGAGAAUUUAAACAGUGUUUUGGAUGACAAUAGAAUUUUAACUUUACCCAAUGGAGAACGUCUCCAUCUUCCGGCCAAUGUUCGUCUAGUGUUUGAGACUACAAGUCUUGAUAGCGCGACAUUGGCGACAAUCAGUAGAUGCGGCAUGGUCUGGUUCGACAAUCUGGUAGUUGCUCCUUCUUCAUUAAGCACAAAGCUCCUUUGUGAUGUCAUUACCCAUAUCAAUGAAACUGGCGAGGUUACAGCAAAGGAGAGAUUGAGUUUGAGUCCGAAUGUGAGUUCGAAUGUGAGUUCGACUUUGACACUGCGGGCGCUUUUUUCGCUGGAAUUGAAGCGCGUGUUGACACACCUGCUUAUGACCGGUUUAGAUUCCCUAGCUCGAGAACAUGCACACAUUAUGAGGUACUCUUUCCAAAGGUCUGUCGAUUCCUUUGGUGCUUUAUUGAAAACCCAUUUGAAGCAAAUGGUCACGUCAUUUAAUAUCGAUUCCAACGAAGUUGACAUUACAUCAAUAGUCCUCAAGAUUGUAUUUAGCUGUGCUGUCUGGGGCUUUGCAGGUGACUGCACCGCGAAAGACAGGAUGAAUUUCGAAUUGAGUUUGAGAAAGCAUCCGCCAUUCGACAGUUUGGACUUUCCCAAUGAAAGUGUGCUAGAUUUUGAGAUUUCAGCUGCACCACCAACUGGCGAGUGGAUAUCGCUCAAUACCGAGCUUGGGGCGCAGAUGGAUUUGCAGCCUCACCAGGUGGGAGAUCCAAAGAUAAUAAUACCGACUACCGACACGGUUAAGCACGAAAAGUUGAUGCACUCAAUGUUGGCAGCACAUAAACCAUUGCUCUUGUGUGGUCCUCCCGGGUCGGGGAAAACAAUGACCCUCAUGAGGGCACUAGCUAAGGCACCCAACUUGGACUUGCUCUCUCUCAAUUUUUCCAAGGAAACAUUACCAGAGUCUCUAAUUGCAUCGUUGGAGAGCUUUUGCGAACACAGGAGGGUCAAUGGGAAAAUUCUGCUUUGCCCUAAAGUCGACGGCAAAUGGGUUGUUGUGUUUUGCGAUGAAAUCAACCUCCCGAAAACAGACGAGUUUGGCACUCAGACUGUGAUUGCAUUGAUCAGGCAGAUGAUGGAACACAAUGGGUUUUGGAGGACAAAAGACUUGCAAUGGAUCAGUUUGCAAAAUAUUCAAUUUGUGGGAGCAUGCAAUCCACCAACUGACACGGGUAGAUACGAGCUAAGCGAGACUUUUAUGCGUCGAGUAUGUUUAAUCAUGGUUGACUAUCCAGCGCGGGAGUCCCUACAGCGUAUUUAUCAAACUAUCAACAGCGCGGUGCUCAAACUUUCCCCGCGCUUAAGUGGGUUUGCUAGAGAGCUCACAGCAGCAUCGAUCGAAGUUUAUCAGCGGUCAAAGGACCUUUUUAAAGCAUCAUCUCAAGCUCAUUAUGUUUACUCACCACGAGAACUCACGAGAUGGAGUCGAGGAUUGCUAGAAGGGACGAAACAAGUGGCUUAUCUGGAUCUACCAGGAUUUUUGCGAUUAUGGUAUCACGAAGGGUUGAGAUUGUUUAGCGAUAGAUUGAGCCUGGAAGAUGAAAGGGCUCUGGCCAUGGAAAUUAUGCAAGCAGUUGCGCGCCAGUUUUUCCCCAACGUGGACUUGUCCGUCUGUUUUAAAAGUCCCGUGCUUUUUAGUGAUUGGUUGACGCUCAACUAUCAGUCAGUCAGCAAGCGCGAGUUGCAGCCAUUUGUGCGGGAACGAUUGAGAGUGUACAAUGAAGAAGAGACGGAAGUCCAACUAGUGUUGCACGAGGACUCCCUAGAUCAUCUUUUGAGGAUUGACAGGGUACUUAAGCAACCGCAGGGCCACAUGAUUUUGGUUGGGCCGUCGUCGAGCGGCAAGUCGACGCUCGCUAAAUUUGCUGCUUGGAUCAAUGGAUUGAAGGUCGAAUCUCUUGCAGUCAGAACCGGAUUCACAUUGAAUGAUUUCGAUGACAUUUUGAGAAAAUUAUUGCUUCGUUGCUUGAAUGGUGAGAGAAUCUGUUUCUUGAUUGACGAGUCAAGUGUCGUGGAAGCGUCUUUUAUCGAAAGGAUGAAUAUCUUGCUCGCGAAUGCAGAGGUGCCAGGACUAUUCGAAGGCGACAAUCACGCGUUGCUCAUGAACAAAUGUCUUGAAACGUCGCAAAUGCAAGGGCUCUUGUUUGAUAGUGAUACAGAGUUGUACAAUUGGUUUGUUGAACAAUUGAGUCGCAAUUUGCAUGUUAUCUUCACAAUGAGCAACUCCCAGCAGCAUUCUAUGACCCAAAAAGUGUUGUCUUCGCCCGCAUUGUUCAAUAGGUGCGUUCUCAGCUGGAUGGGUGACUGGUCAAACAGCUGUUUACACAGUAUAGCAUUUUCAGAGGUUUCUGCAUUGCCCAUGCUAGUUAGUGAGGUGACGACCUUGUCGCCUAGCGUUGACCAGAAAAACAAAUACACCUCAAGCUUAACCGAGGCGGUGAUUGACACUUUGAUCAAAUUCCACAAGAAUGUUCAAAACACACAAGUAUUUCCGGCCCAGUUUUUGAAUUUGGUGCAGAUUUUCACUGGCUUUUGCCGUCACAAGCAAUCUAAGUUGGAGGAGAGGCAACGGCAUUUGGUGCUUGGUUUUGACAAAUUGAGAGAAACCGUUGCUCAAGUUGACAAAAUGAGACAAGAGCUCAAAAUUAAGGGAGAUCUAUUGAACGCCAAGAAUAAAGAAGCUCGUUCUACUUUGGACAAGAUGCUUGUGGACCAAAACGAGGCAGAAAGAAAACAGGAGUUUUCAAUAGAGAUGCAAGCAGAACUAGCCAAACAGGAGGUUGAAGUUGAAUCCAGGAGGGAGAAGGUGUUGCGAGACUUACGAUCUGCCGAGCCAGCGGUUCUCGAAGCCCAACGCGGAGUUCAAAAUAUCAAAAAGCAGCAUCUCACCGAGAUUCGAAGCAUGUCGAAUCCUCCCAACGCGGUGAAGGUGACCAUGGAGUCUGUUUGCAUUUUGUUGGGGUACAAUGUUUCCAGCUGGAGAGAUGUACAGUUGGCCGUCCGGAGCGAUGACUUUAUAGCCAACAUUGUGAACUACAACUGCGAGACAGAGUUGACACCCGAGCUUCGCGAGUACAUGGAAGAAGUAUACUUGUCACGAAGUGAUUUCACCUACGAAGCAGUCCACCGGGCCAGUAAAGCGUGCGGACCGCUACUCGAAUGGGUACGCGCUCAAGUUUCUUAUGCCAAGAUAUUAACAAAAGUUGGUCCCUUGCGCUACGAAGUGGAAAAGUUGGAGCAGCGCUCGAUAAAGACUAGAGCCCAGUUGAUUGCUAUUGACGAGAUGAUCAAAGAGCUCGAAGAACAGAUUGAAAAAUCCAAGUACGAGUAUAGCGAGUUGAUCAGACAAACGGAAAACUUGAAAACCGAGCUAGCGAGUGUGGAACAGAAAAUCAACCGAAGCACCUUGUUGAUCCAGAAUUUGGCAAGUGAAAAGUCGCGGUGGAAGGAGUCGAUUAGCGCUUUUGAAGAGAAAAGUGUCCAGUUGGUCGGGGAUGCGUUACUAGUGGCGGCGUUUGUAACAUAUGCAGGCCCAUUUGAUGAAAAGAGCCGGUUGGACUUGCGCAUGCUUUGGCAGGAGUGUCUCAUUCGUGCCGGCAUUGCCUUUGACAAGAACAUUGCAUUUUCCGAGUACUUGCUUGACUCUGUGAAGAUGAAAAAUUACUUAUCAAUGGGUUUGGCAGACAAUUUUCUCAAUAAAAGCAAUAUAGCAUUGUUGGAGACCGGUACCUUCCCACUUGUUAUAGACCCCAGCGGAGAAAUUUUUCAAGUUGUUCUUAAAUCCAGGAGUGAACAAAUGGUGGCAGUGACCAGUUUCCUGAGUGAUGGAUUCUUGAGUGCUUUGGAAAAUGCACUACGCUUUGGAGGUACAUUAUUAGUUGACGAUUGCGAAAACUAUAAUCCUAUCCUCGACCAGAUUUUGAGAGGAGACGUUAGGAGGACCGGUGGAAGGUUGACGGUCAAAUUGGGAGGUAACUGGACGGAUUACAAUCCGAAAUUCAGGCUCAUUAUGUUUACUAAACAGACGCGUAUCAUUUUGCCAAACUUGGUGAUGUCAAGAGUCAGUAUUAUCAAUUUCUCGGUUUCCACAGGCAGCUUGGAGAACAUGGCCCUCGAUCUUGCCUUGCGCGAGUUUAACCCACGUCUCGAAAGACGUUGUGCGGAAAUCAACAGGGCAAAUGGAGAGUUGAGAAUCCGAUUGGAAAAGUUGGAGGAAGAGCUCUUGCUUUCGUUGGCGCAAACCGCUGAUAACAUUCUUGAAAACGACAAUGUUCUUCAAUCGCUAGAAGUCAUCAAAGCAGAAUCAUCAGAGAUAAAUAAGCAGCUCCAGGCUGCCGAUGAAAUUGUGGACGAGAUCGAUUCGGCUAAAACCCUGUUUAGGAGUGCCGCGAGACAAGUAUCUAGAGUGUUUUCGCAAGUACAGCAUCUCGUUCUCCUUUCAAGAUUCUAUUCCCUUCCUUAUGGAAACUUUCUGUCUGUAUUCGCCAAGAUCAUCAAGGGCCAAAAGCAAGAUGAGACAAUUGCUCUCAGGUUUUGCAAGGAAUUGUUUGAAACGUAUGCGGCAUCAUUGAAAUACCCUGACAAAGUGAGUCUUGCUUUGUUUAUAGUCCUUGCUUUGCGAUUUGAGGUUGAUGGUGGUGCUUCAAGCAAAUGGGAAAUCGAUCAAUUGUUGAGGAUUUGCUCGCAGCCGUCAAACAUAGCCGAGCCAGAGACCCCGAUUCAAAAAGAAUCACAAGAUGCAAGUUUACUUGAUGCAUUAUAUAAAGAAUUGAGCAAAGCUGAGCCGGACGUCUUGGGAUUUAUUGAUGAGCUAACAAGGCCAGUGAGAUUGAUUCGUUCGACUUUUGACUCCGAGUACAGCUUACAGUGGUGGCUCGCAAGCAAAGAGACUCAAAUAAUCAUGGGCACCACUAGUGACGAUUUCGAUGCCACUUACAAGUUUACCGACAUUGCAGAAGUUGAAAAGGUGGAAACGGUGGUUAUUUCGAUGGGAUCUUUGGAAAGCUCAAACGUAGCUAAUCAAGAAUUAAAGGAAGCGGAAAAGAGCCAAAAAUGGGUCAUUAUUCAAAACGCUCAGAUGUCGCCCUCGUGGCUUGCUCAGUUGGACACAAUGAUUGGGAACUUGAAGCUCCACGCGGGUUCCAAGUUGAUCUUGACGUGCAGCUCUGAAUCUGUUAUUCCUGAAAAAUUGAUUAGCCGAAGCAAAGUUCUUCGCAUUGAAAACGACAAGUCUUUUAAAAACUCGUUUGCUGAGUUAUUUUCAUCCAUCCUGGAGGUUGAAACGCGGGGAGGAGGAAACAGUUUUAUUGCGUUGCAUGUAUUUUUGUUGCUCACAUGGUUCCACAGACAUUUAAUGGAAAUUCUGGUUUACGUUCCUUUAACUUUUGAGCAGCACCACGAUCUCAACGAGUCUGAUUUCAAGAGCGCGGUUCACAUUGUUUCAAAAGUGCUUGACGAGAUUAACAGUGUUGAGCAAAUUCCGUGGUCGCUGAUCAGAGUUAUGAUCAGUGACAUCAUAUAUGGAGGCAAAUUUAGCUCAGAGAAAGACAAGUGUUGUAUCAAGGAGCUCGCUGAUAAGUUGUUCAAUCAUAAUUCGCUCGAGUCGGGUUUCAGUGUCAUUGAGAAUAAAUACACCGAGGCGCUGGGUGAGAAAUUGGAAUUGCCAGAUGGCAGGGACUUGAAAACAUUCACCAGCUGGAUCAACUCAUUACCGGACAAGAUCCCACUUUCAUGGCUUGGUUUGAAAGAAGAAUUAGGAAGGGCAAACAGGGAACGGAUUGCUAAUUAUGCCGCAUCCACGGUGACCAAGUAUUUGCAAAUCUGA